This is a messenger RNA of Trypanosoma grayi, 2385 nucleotides long. Its product is annotated as putative origin recognition complex subunit 1, putative,cell division cycle 6. NCBI's taxonomy places the organism in Eukaryota, Euglenozoa, Kinetoplastea, Trypanosomatida, Trypanosomatidae. Bases 1 to 2385 code for a protein of 794 amino acids. Gene Ontology annotation, cellular component: ribonucleoside-diphosphate reductase complex. Gene Ontology annotation, molecular function: ATP binding; ribonucleoside-diphosphate reductase activity, thioredoxin disulfide as acceptor. Gene Ontology annotation, biological process: DNA replication; deoxyribonucleotide biosynthetic process. The transcript has a single exon. The record is from RefSeq and is a predicted model, not a curated record.
AUGAAGCCCGAGUUAUUUGUAAAAAAUGCUAAUGAUGAGCUGAAGCCGUUUGAUACGGAAAAGAUUCGACAUCGACUCGAGGUGCUGUCUCGAGAUUUGGACACAGAGAACGUUGACAUUGACAGGCUGACGAAGUCUGUCGUGGAUGGUGUGUACGACGCCAUCACAACGACGGAAUUGGACCGACUUGUUUCUGAAACGGCGGCCUAUGCUGUGACAAAGCACCCACACUACGGCCUAUUGGGCGGCCGCCUAUGUGUCGCGGCACUGCACAAAAAGACGAAUGAUUCAGUGCUCGAAACAUUCCGUAUCCUCUUCAACUAUAGGAUACCAGGGACGGAGCGUUGGGCACCGCUUGUGUCAGAGGAGACGUGGAAAAUCGUGGUGGAGCACCACACGGAGCUCCAGGACAUGAUCGAUUACAAGAGGGACAUGAACUUUGAUUUUUUCGGCUACCGAACACUGGAACGCUCAUACUUACUGCGCGUGAAAACUGCUGAAGGUGAAAUGAAGAUCAUCGAACGCCCACAGCAUAUGUUUCUUCGUGUUGCCAUCGGUAUUCACGGUGCUGACAUGCAACACGUGAAGGAAACAUACGAUUAUAUGUCUCUUGGCUUCUUUACGCACGCAACACCGACACUGUUCAACGCUGGCACACCAGUACCACAGAUGAGCUCUUGCUUCCUUGUUGCAAUGCGGGAUGACAGCAUUGAGGGCAUCUACGACACCCUAAAGCAGUGCGCCAUAAUCAGCAAAUCGGCUGGUGGUAUCGGCAUCCACGUUCACAACAUCCGCUGUGCCGGGAGUUAUAUUGCGGGAACGAACGGUACAUCCAACGGCCUUGUGCCAAUGCUACGUGUGUGGAAUAAUACGGCACGUUAUGUGGAUCAAGGCGGCGGUAGGCGCAAGGGUGCGAUCGCAAUUUACCUAGAGCCUUGGCAUGGCGACAUCAUGAACUUUCUUCUUCUUAAGAAGAAUACGGGUAAGGAAGAUAUGCGUGCGCGUGAUCUCUUCUACGCGCUGUGGGUUCCUGACCUUUUCAUGGAGCGUGUGGAAAAGCAUGAAAACUGGACGCUUAUGGAUCCACACACAGCGCCUGGGUUGAGCGAUUGCUACGGCAACGAUUUCAAGAAAUUGUACGAGCGGUACGAAAGUGAGGGGCGCGGUGUGAAAACAAUGAAGGCGCAGGAAGUGUGGUUUGCCAUCCUUGAGACGCAGAUGGAGACGGGUGUGCCUUUCCUGGUGUACAAGGACGCAUGUAACAAGAAGUCGAACCAGAAUAACAUUGGUGUGAUCAAGUGUUCAAACCUUUGCACGGAAAUUGUCGAAUACUCGUCUCCGAAAGAGAUCGCAGUGUGCAACCUUGCGUCAAUUGCUCUGCCGCGUUUCCUUAAUAACAAAGUUGAAUUCGAUCACCAGCGCCUGUACGAAGUGACGAAGGUCGUCACGCGGAACCUGAACAAGGUUAUUGACCGCAACCACUACCCGUUGAAGGAGGCCAGGGACAGCAACAUGCUCAACCGCCCCAUUGGGAUUGGCGUGCAGGGAUUGGCGGACCUAUUCGCGCUCAUGCGCCUACCGUUCACGGAUAUCAAGGCAAGGGAGCUCAAUGAAGAUAUCUUCGAGACGAUUUACUACGGCGCGGUGGUGGCCAGCGUGGAACUGGCGGAAGAAGAGGAACGGUAUGCGCGCUUCAAUGGAAGCCCCGCAUCGGAAGGAAAACUGCAGUUUGAUCUGUGGGAUGAAAAACCAAAGAGUGGGCGGUGGAAUUGGGAUGAGCUGAAGAAGCGCGUUGAAACGAGCGGCAUGCGGAACUCUCUGCUGGUAGCACCAAUGCCAACCGCGUCAACCUCGCAGAUUCUUGGCAAUAACGAAUGCUUCGAGCCAUUCACAUCGAACAUCUAUGUUCGUCGCGUGCUGAGCGGUGAGUUCCCUGUUGUUAAUAAGUAUCUCGUGAUGGAUCUCAUAAAGAGAAACCUGUGGAGCGAUGAGAUGCGCAACCAGAUUAUCGCCAAUGACGGCUCGGUGCAGAAGAUCAAGGCGAUCCCGGACGACCUGAAGGAGCUGUACAAAGUGGUGUGGGAAAUCAAGCAGCGAGAUCUUAUUGACAUGGCAGUGGACCGCGGCAAGUACAUUGACCAGAGUCAGAGCCUGAACCUGUUUCUUGAGAGCCCUACCUCUGGCCAGCUGACGUCGAUGCACUUCUACGCGUGGAAAAAAGGCCUCAAGACGGGCGUGUACUACCUACGCAGCAGACCCUCCGUGGACGCGAUCAAGUUCACCGUCGACCCGAAGACCGUAAAGCUGGCCAAAGAGGCCAACGGUACUCCGCCGGUGACCCCAACGGGCCAACCCGGUGAAGACUGCUUCUACUGCGGCUCUUGA